This is a messenger RNA of Trichoderma virens Gv29-8, 1989 nucleotides long. RefSeq lists its product as uncharacterized. Lineage: Eukaryota; Fungi; Ascomycota; Sordariomycetes; Hypocreales; Hypocreaceae. Gene Ontology annotation, cellular component: plasma membrane. Bases 1 to 1989 code for a protein of 662 amino acids. Gene Ontology annotation, molecular function: urea transmembrane transporter activity. The transcript has 6 exons. The record is from RefSeq and is a predicted model, not a curated record. Gene Ontology annotation, biological process: urea transmembrane transport.
AUGCUUCACUUUGAAAGAGCGGCGGAUGCCGGUGCCGUCAGCCCGCCUCUGCCACAGGCAGCAGGUUAUGUCGUUGUGAUUGCAAUUGGUUUCUUAAUUGCUUUCAUCAUGAUAUUUACGACCCACUUGUUGAAGAAAACGAUUGGAGAAGACAAUAGGACCACUGAAAUGUUCAUGACGGCGAACCGAUCUGUCGGUACGGGAUUGACAGCUUCGGCUGUAGUAUCAUCAUGGCUCUGGAGCACUGCAAUGUUAGGAAGCACCCUUGUAGGGUAUAAUUUCGGUGUUGCAGGACCAUUUUGGUUUGCUGCUGGAUGCUCACCUAUGAUUGUUUUCUUUGCUUUACUUGGCAUAGCAUGCAAGUUGCGUGUGCCUGAAGCUCACACAUUACUCGAGAUUGUGAGAAUACGAUAUGGUACAGCGGGACACAUUGUGUGGAUUGCACUAUGCUUGAUCAACAACAUCAUUGCCAUUGCCAACAUGCUUCUUGGAGCAAGUGCAGCUAUAACAGCGCUCACCGGAAUGCACAUUAUUGCUGCAACCUUUUUGCUUCCCGUUGGCGUCAUUCUAUACACUUUCGUCGGCGGCAUCAAAGCAACCUUCUUGACCGACUACUUUCACACUUUUGUCAUCACAGUCAUCAUCUGUUUCUUCACAAUCAAGACUUUUGCUGUUCCUGAGAUUGGUUCUCCUGCAGGUCUCUUUGAGCUCAUUGUCAAAGCUGGGCAAGAUCACCCCGUGCCUGGAAACGAAGGUGGCUCUUAUUUGACCAUGACUAGCAAGAAUGCUAUUCUGUUUGGCAUCAUCCAUAUCUUGGCCAAUUUUGGCCUCGUUAUCAUGGACACUGGUUUCUUCGCAAAAGCUUUCAGCGCUGCUCCUCAAGCGGUAGUCCCCGGAUAUAUCGUUGGUGGUAUUGCUUACUUUGCAAUUCCGUGGUGCCUCGGCACUUUAAUGAGCUUCUCUGCUCUUGGUUUAGAAAACACAGUACGGUUCCCGACAUACCCUCGGAGAAUGACUCCAGAAGAAGUCUCCAAUGGGUUGGUCAUGCCUUAUGCUGCAUAUGCCAUUGCUGGAAAGGGUGGAGCUGUUGCAGUACUGUUGGUCACUUUUAUGGCUGUCACGUCGACCAUCAGUGCCCAAGUCAUCUCUGUAUCAUCCAUCAUCAGCUUUGACAUUUACCGCCAAUACUUUAACAAGGCCGCCACGGAUAGGGAUGCAAUUCGAUGGAGUCACAUUGGAGUCGUAUUCUUUGGACUAUUUUCUGCAGCCUUCUCCACUGCGCUUUUCUAUGGAAACGUGAAUCUCGGCUGGACACUGUACAUGCUUGGUGUUUUGACAUGCCCUGGAAUCUUCCCCACUGUAUUCACGAUUCUAUGGAAGAGACAGUCCUGGGCUGCCGCUAUCAUAUCGCCACUGCUGGGCAUGGCUACUGGCAUUGCUGUUUGGCUCGGCUCGGCUCAUGCCUUAUAUGGUGAAGUUACUGUGGCUUCAACUGGACAAAGUCUGCCCUGCGUUUACGGAACUGUGGCAUCAGCGCUAAGCCCUGGGCUUUAUUCCAUUGUCAUCUCGCUCAUUAGGCCGGCCAAUUAUGACUGGGCAGACUUCCGAAAAGAACGCUUGGCUUUCAGCAAAACAGCCAGUGCCGAUGCUCAAGCCACUACUGACUCCAAAACCCCAGAGGUCACGGUGUCGGAUUACUCAGAAGAUGCCGCCAAGUUUUCGAAAUGGGGGAAAAUUGCUGCUUUCUGGGCAGCCGCAACCUUCUUGGGCCAUUGGGUACUAUGGCCACUUCCUAUGUACGGCUCAAAAUAUAUAUUUGGCAAAGGCUUUUUUGUCGCCUGGAUCGUUGUUGCGAUAAUAUGGGUUUGGUGCACCAUGCUGAUUGCUGGGUUUUAUCCCAUUAUCGACGGUAGAAGACAGCUGCAACUAGUUUUUACUAUCAAUGACCCCAAUAUGUACCAAACUUGGAAUCUCCAGAAACGACUUUAA